AGAGUGAGUUGGGAUAACUAUCGAUAAUGGACUGCGAGCUGAGCGUUUCCGGGACGAGCCCUUGCUCACGUCAGUCAAAUCGUCGUCGAUGCGGCACGCGCCCUAUCCCGUCCGCUAUAUAGCCAAUCAACGGCCGCCCGCAUGGCCGCAGCCAUCCUCCGUUGCGCAACCGCUAUCGCCAUCGCCAUCCCCUCGCCCGCGUCGAUCCCGGUCCACCACCACCUGGCCUUCCUCCUCGGCGCCGCCCGCCUCCGCCUCUCGCUCCAUCGGAUCCCGCCGCCGAGGAGUGCGGCCGCGGCCAUGUCGUCGUCAGCGGCGGUGAGGCCGGCGCACGAGGCCGGCGCGUGGUACGCAGUGCCGGGCCUCAGCCUCCGCGACCACCGGUUUGCCGUCCCGCUCGACCACUCCGACCCGGACCGCAGAGCCGCCAUCACCGUCUUCGCGCGCGAGGUCGUCGCCGCCGGGAAAGAAGACACAUCUUUGCCUUAUUUGUUGUACCUACAAGGAGGACCUGGAUUCGAGAGUCCUCGACCCAUGGAAGCAGGUGGAUGGAUAAAGAAAGCAUGUGAAGACUACCGUGUUGUGCUGCUAGAUCAGCGGGGAACAGGAUUAUCCACACCAUUAACAACAUCAUCUCUUGCGCAAAUUACAUCUGCCGCUGAGCAGAUGGAGUACUUGAAGCAUUUCAGGGCGGAUAAUAUAGUUAAAGAUGCAGAAUUUAUUCGUCUGCGUCUUGUACCAGAUGCCAAGCCGUGGACAGUCUUAGGACAGAGCUACGGUGGAUUUUGUGCUGUUACAUAUUUGAGUUUUGCUCCAGAAGGCCUGAAAUCUGUCCUUCUGACUGGAGGGCUUCCUCCACUAGGAGAGCCCUGCACUGCAGAUACUGUGUACAGAGCUUGCUUUAAACAGGUUCAACAGCAAAACGAGAAGUACUAUAAGAGGUAUCCUCAAGAUAUACAAGUCAUUCAUGAGGUUGUAAGAUACUUAAGUGAAUCUGAAGGUGGAGGGGUUCCUCUUCCAUCAGGUGGCAGGUUAACCCCUAAGAUGUUGCAGUGUCUUGGACUGUCUGGUUUAGGAUCUGGUGGUGGAUUUGAAAGGCUGCAUUAUAUGUUCGAGAGGGUAUGGGAUCCAAUACUGGUCCCUGGAGCAAAAAAGAGCAUAAGUUAUUACUUCUUGAAAGAGAUUGAAAUGUGGCUAAGUUUCGAUCAAAAUCCUCUUUAUGCUCUCUUGCAUGAGUCUAUCUACUGUCAGGGCUCUUCAUCAAAAUGGUCUGCUGAAAGGAUUUGCAGUGAACAUGAAAGUUUGUUUGAUCCUAUUAAGGCUAUAGAAGAAGGCCGUCCUGUGUAUUUUACUGGAGAGAUGGUAUUUCCAUGCAUGUUUGAUGAGAUCCAUGCUUUACGAUACCUAAAGGAGGCUGCCCAUUUGUUAGCUGAGAAGGAAGACUGGCCUCCACUAUAUGACGUCAGCGCGCUGAACAACAAUAAGGUUCCGGUCGCUGCGGCGGUCUACUACGAGGACAUGUACGUCAACUUCAACAUUGCAAAGGAGUCUGCCUCCCAGAUCGCGGGGAUCCGGCUCUGGGUGACCAACGAGUACAUGCACUCGGGCAUCCGCGACGGCGGCUCGCAUGUUUACGAGCAUCUGAUGGGUCUUUUGAACGGCAAGAAGCCUUUGUUUUAGCUGCUUUAGAACCCUCCUGUGUAGGAUCGAGUGACAGUUUAAAGAGCUGAGCUGAGCUUACCAUGUGAUUGAAAUAAGCCAAUAAUAAGGUUAGCGUUCCUUUUCUCGGAGAUGAAAGUGAAAAGACUAACAAUGUUCAUGACAAUCCAUUUGAAACAUUUCGCCGAUUA
Phragmites australis (common reed) is the source of this 1850-nucleotide messenger RNA. RefSeq lists its product as uncharacterized. The transcript is spliced from 10 exons. Gene Ontology annotation, molecular function: peptidase activity. The record is from RefSeq and is a predicted model, not a curated record. Gene Ontology annotation, biological process: proteolysis. Bases 142 to 1680 code for a protein of 512 amino acids. Lineage: Eukaryota; Viridiplantae; Streptophyta; Magnoliopsida; Poales; Poaceae.